AUGGGUGAAUACUCGAAAGCACUGGAAUAUUACGAAAAAGAUCUCGAUAUAAUGAAAAAAGCUCUGCCUUCGACUCAUCCCCACUUGGCUAUGUCCUACAACAACAUCGGUGCAGUGUAUAACGAUAUGGGUGAAUACUCGAAAGCACUGGAAUAUUACGAAAAAGAUCUCGAUAUAAUGAAAGAAGCACUGCCUCCGGCUCAUCCCGAUUUGGCUAGUUCCUACAGCUGCAUUGGUAAAGUGCAUAAAAACAUGGGUGAAUACUCUAAAGCACUUCCACUUCUAGAAAAAGCACUUAGUAUUAGACUAAAGUCACUUCCUUCAACACAUCCACAUAUUAAGAGUGUAUUGAAUGCUAUAGCUCGUGUGAAAGAGAAGUUUUAA
Molecule: messenger RNA, 384 nt
Organism: Rotaria socialis
Lineage: Eukaryota; Metazoa; Rotifera; Eurotatoria; Philodinida; Philodinidae
Source: the annotation of a GenBank genome assembly